AUGUUCUUCCUUGGAAAUUAUAAAAUUUGGUUUAAAAUAGUGGAUUACGAAGUUUAAACAAUGAUAAUUAUAACAUCGUUGGUCUUUGUUACUUACACUUACGGAGCAACUGUGUUAGUCAAUGCAGUCCUGUAAGAAGUCUAUAGAACCAUCAGUUAUCGUACUGAUCAUUUACAAACGAUUAAGGAAUUUUAUGCUAAGAUUGAUGAAAUAAAGAAGAAGAUCCAUGUGGCCAUUUCAUAAUUGAUUGAUAAACUAAGAAAGAAAAAUUAAUGA
Molecule: messenger RNA, 276 nt
Organism: Paramecium tetraurelia
Lineage: Eukaryota; Ciliophora; Oligohymenophorea; Peniculida; Parameciidae
Exons: 2
Source: RefSeq, a predicted model, not a curated record